Messenger RNA from Closterium sp. Yama58-4, 3759 nucleotides. NCBI's taxonomy places the organism in Eukaryota, Viridiplantae, Streptophyta, Zygnematophyceae, Desmidiales, Closteriaceae. The record is from the annotation of a GenBank genome assembly.
AUGUCGUUCGGUUCCUCAUCGACCACUGAGGUCCCUGCUCGUUCUACCCUCAAUGAGUCCUACUUUGCAUCGACGACGAUCGUCGACAUGAGUGCGGUGCCAUUGUUUAAUGGCGAACACUAUGCAUCGUGGCGCUUCAUAUUGAAAGUUCACAUGAUGGAGCGUGAACUUUGGGGCUUCUUCGACGGGUCCGAAAAGAAGCCACCUGCAAGCGCCUCGGAAUCGGAGAAAGGAGCAUGGGAAAAGAAGGACAAGGAGUCGUUCUCGUUUCUCGUGUCGAAGCUCGGACUUCAACUCGUGCCUGUGGUGAGCUCGUGCAUCGAUCUUGAAGGAGCUACACGUGAAGCUUGGAGGCGCCUUGAGAACAUACACGUGUCGAAGUCUCUCCACGGCAAGUUGCAAGCGAGGAGGAACUUCUUCACCGUGCGCAUCAAGGAGGGCGAGCACAUGCGGGCGUACAUCAAUCGUGUUGAGAAACUUGGCGAACGAAUGGUGGAGCUCGAAGCGAAUGUGGAUGAGAAGGAUUGGAUCAUGACCCUUCUCGGGGGGCUUGGAGAGGAAUGGUCAACCGUCAUCACCACCCUUGAAGGCACGCAAGCGACGUGGACCAAGGAGGAGGAGACGACGCGCCUCAUUAACGAGGAGAUGCGGCGGAACAUCUUGCAAGGCGACACAACGAGUUCGGCUCACUUCACUCGUGGCGCGAAGAAGGGCGUCGUCAACUUCAAGCCACGGAAUGACCGUGGUCACACGAGUGGAGGUGCGGGCACGUCGAACGCGCCACGUGGAGGAAACGCCACCAACAACCGUGGUCAUGCUCGUGAAGAGGAGCGGCGUGCGAACGUGGUGACUUCGGGAGAAGACACCAAGGAGUUCGUGUUCAUCGCGGGAGAAGGAGCGCUCGGCGGACUCGCAUGGCUUCUCGACACGGGGGCUACGCAACACAUGACAUCGAACGCGGGCCCCCUUGAAGAUGUCUCGGCGGAUGCUCCUAUCAAGCGCGUGGUCUUCGGGAAUCAAGACUCGCUUGAGGUGAAUGGACGCGGAACGUUGCGCCUUGCGGUGGACGGCGGUCCAAUGACGAUCAACAACGUGUUGGUUGUCCCGAGACUCGGGGCCAACUUACUUUCCGUGUCGCAACUCACCACCAAGGGCGUGCGCGUCAACAUCGAAGGCGCGGUCAUGAUGUUGAGCACGUCUUCCGGGCGCUUCAUCGGCAAGGCGCAUCAAGACGGCGGUCUCUUCAAGCUCGUGGCUACACCGAACAUUGCGUCGGCGAACGCGGCGGUGGCGAAACCUUCCUUGGAGAUUUGGCACAACCGCUACGGGCACUUGAGUGUGUCAACCAUCCGCACCAUGGCAACCCAAGGCGUGUUCACGGGAUCGUCGCGGACUUGUCAACGAACGAGGAGUGGCGACAAACCGGACUUCUCUAACCUUUGCACGUUCGGGUGCAUUUGCUACUAUCACGUCCCCGACGCUACACGCACCAAGCUUGAGGCGAAGGCGCGUGUAAGGAUGUACUUGAGCCAUAGCCUUGAUCACAAGGGAUGGCGAGUGUGGGAUUUGGAGAGCGGAAAGGUGGUGGUGUCGCGUGACGUCUCGUUCUUCGAAAACCGCUUCCCAACUUCACCAAAUGAGAAGCAUUCGAUCGUGGUCAUCCCUCCAACGGUUGAGGACACGAACGAGUCACCUCCUCAAGACGUUCCCGAGGAGAGGAGUGUUCAAGAUGAGGAGGGAGAUGUUGUUGAAGUGGUUGGACAGGAGAGUGAGAAGGAUGGUAGUCCUUCUACCGCCGUUGCUCCAACACUUGCAUCUACUCGCACUCGACGAGCUCCUCACCCGAACUCGAAGUACGUCGACUACUCUUUUGUAGUGGAGGAUGAUGAGGGAGGGGGAGAUGCCAUAUGCUUCAUGGCCGAAUUGACACCCACCACCUACCGUGAGGCGAUGGAGACGCUCGAAGCCGGCAAGUGGACUCAAGCACUCAAUGAGGAGUACGAGUCCAUCAUGGAGAACGAUGUGUAUGAUCUUGUCCCCUUGCCCCCAAAUAGCUACACCCGCGGAAGCGGAAGCGGGAGCCCUCUCCGCGCGCCUUCCGCGUUGGCGCGCGCAGCCGCGGUCAUGGGGCGGCUAGCAGAAGCCCCGCCGGCCAACGGCGCAGCAAAUGGCACCGCGAGUAGGACAAAACGGGGGGGAUCCGUGAACGGGCGGCUGUCGUCGGGAUACGAUUUGAUGAUGGAAGAUUUGGUGGACGGCCAGGUUUGUCAUAUUCUGGACCGGCCGUCGAAGAAGCAGGUGUGCCUGUUCUACUGUAGCGAGAUGGCGGAUCUCGCGUCGAGUAUCGCGGAGGACGUCGAUAAUAUCGAGCUGAAGCCGAUCGAAUGGGGCAAGUUUGAGGACGGCUUUCCGAACCUCUUUGUGCCGAACGCGCAUGGAAUCAGAGGCCGCCACGUGGCGUUCCUGGCGUCCUUCAGCUCGCCAGCUGUCAUCUUCGAACAGCUGUCCAUCAUCUACGCCAUCCCUCGCAUGUUUGUCGAGUCGUUCACUCUCGUCCUGCCAUUCUUCCCGACCGGGACAAGUGAAAGAAUGGAGGACGAGGGGGACGUGGCGACGGCCUUCACUCUCUCGCGAAUCCUCUCCAACAUCCCCAUCUCGCGCGGAGGCCCCACCAGCCUCGUCAUCUUUGACAUUCAUGCGCUGCAGGAGCGGUUUUACUUUGGGGAUAACGUGCUGCCGUGCUUUGAAAGCGGCAUUCCGCUGCUGAAGCACCGGCUGCACCAACUGCCAGACUCGGAUAACAUAACGAUUGCUUUCCCUGAUGAGGGUGCCUGGAAGAGAUUUCACAAGCAACUGCAGCACUACCCCAUGGUGAUCUGCACCAAGGUGCGCGAGGGAGAAAAGCGCAUUGUUCAGCUCAAGGAGGGCAAUCCCAAGGGGCGGCACGUGGUGAUUGUGGACGAUUUAGUGCAGUCGGGAUCAACUCUCAUUGAAUGCCAGAGGCUCCUGGCAGCACAUGGAGCGGCGAAAGUGAGUGCAUAUGUGACGCAUGGGGUGUUUCCCAACCAGACUUGGCGGCGAUUCAACCACGAUGCAAACGGCAAUCCAUCAGAGGGCUUUGCACACUUCUGGAUAACGGACUCCUGCCCCGCUACAGCCAAGGCUGUAGCCGACCGACCUCCAUUUGAGAUCCUCUCACUCACACGCUCCAUCCAAGCAGCCCUGCAAAUCUGCACUCCUUGUCACCAAAUUCAACCGCGAUUCACCGUGGCGCAUCCCCACUCGCCUCGUCCCCCUUCCACCUUCUUCCGCGCCUUCCCUUCCCCUCCGCCGUCUCCGCCCUCGCCUUCCCGUCCUCACCCCGCGUAUUCCCGCCCCGCACCUCCCGCAUCUCCCCCUUCCCCCUCCCCCGCCUCCCCUUCACUCCCUUCCGCUAUGGGUCGCCCCACGGACACCUCGUUCCCCCCCUCGCUCGCCUCACCUCCUUCCACCGCACCGGACCGAGAUACCCGCGAGCCAGACGCUACAUCGGGUUCGUUGGAAGGGCCCGAGGCGGCAUUUGCAUCGCUUAUCGCUGAGGCGGAGAGUCAAGCUACAGGAGGGAGAGAGGGAGGUGGAGGGCGAGAGGCGGAGAGCGAGGAGGAGAGGGUUCAGAGGGCCCUGGAGUGUCCGUGCUUGGACAAGCUGAGAGACGGGGCUUGCUGGGAGCAGUUUGCUGAGAGCUUCCGAUGUUACUAUGUCAGCAAAGAGGAGGAUCAG